Wasmannia auropunctata (little fire ant) is the source of this 1439-nucleotide messenger RNA. RefSeq lists its product as uncharacterized. The coding region runs from base 222 to 677 and encodes 151 amino acids. The transcript has 6 exons. Lineage: Eukaryota; Metazoa; Arthropoda; Insecta; Hymenoptera; Formicidae. The record is from RefSeq and is a predicted model, not a curated record.
AAAUUAAUCAAGUUUCUGGUCAUAAAGAAAUGAUAAAAUGAUACAAAUUAUUCUGUGCCGUGAAGGAUGAUGAAAGAAGCAGUCGAUAGCCCUUGAUCGACGCUAUGUAAGGCUAUAAUUUUGACAUAAUCUUCAAAAUUUGUAAAACUUUUCGGCACAAUAUUUUCCAAAUUGUGAUAUUGAUAUUUAUCUUAUAAAAUCAACAACUAUGUGUACUUGCAAUGACAAUAAUACAGAAGAAUAUCAUACUGCACUUUCCGAGUUGGAGUACAUUAAUUCCAGAAUGGCGUACAUCAACACGAUAUGAGGACAUUUCUCCACAAUACAUCACAACUCCAAGAAAAACAGAAGGUUAUCAAUGUCCUCGAAGAAGGCGUACAAGAGCCUCACGUAAAGAUAUUACAACUGGAGUAGCCAUUGUUCCGCGACGAAUUGAUUUUGAUGCCGCAUCAGAUGUCGAGGAUAUUGACAUCGAGGAAGAUAGGAGCGAGCAAGCGAGAGAAACAUUACAGCGAUUGAGAAGCGCGACAGAAUCUCCGAUCCCCACCCCCGAAACUGUUGCUCCUGGAAUGUAUAGAUUGGCACGCACAAGAGCGACACAAAAUUCACCGUAUGUAAGACAGUACGUGCCUAGGAUGGUUAGGAUUACAUCUUGCGGGAAAUGUUUGAGAAUAUAAAAGCACAUCGAAGUAACCGUGAAAAGCAAUUAACCAAUCUACACAAGUGUUGCAACAUAUGGCAUGACACGUAAAAAAAAAUAGAGAAAAUCCACGGCAUUAGGAACAGUCGUACGGCACAACAGUUUUAAUUGCAACAAGAAUUCACCGUCCUGUUUUGCGCUCUUCGAAAUUCACGACCACGGAUUGUGUUUUGUACGCAAGUACGCAUGGACCAGGGAAGUUGGCCCAUCGCUGGAACGUAAGAUCGUUCGUGUUUGAGAAUGUUUAAUGCAUGGACCGCGCGGUCGUAGGUAGGUGAACGGUUAACCGAUGUUUGUAUGGCUGUACUCCCAGCACAGAUCCCGGAACACCGAAGAUAUCGUAGAAGUACUGCGCAAACACUCCGACUGACUGUUUCUCAAUCAGAGUCGCGUAUACGGAAGGCACGCGGUUAUAGCAGCACUCGGUACACGCCUGUUUUCACGGUCAUUCCAUCACCGAAGUGCGCAAUUUGUCAUCAUAUAAAACACAUAGCUUUAAAAUAUACUCAAUUUUAAAGAUGCGACUAUAUAUCUCCAUUCGAAAAUGAAUAAUUCAUUUAGCUAAUAAUUGCACAAAUUUAUCAAUAGAAUUUAUAUUAAUCAAAAAUAAAAUAUCUUUCCGACAAGUUGGAUCAAUUGAAAGUCUGUCAUACAUAUGAUUGAUAUUUAGAACGUAAAAUCUGAAAAUUCAGAGUAAAAAUAAGAUUAUUUUUGUACAAAUAAACUUUCAAAAAUAAAA